AUGGGAAAUCCGAAGCAGAAGUGGACGUCGGAGGAGGAAGAGGCGCUCCGCGCCGGCGUGGCGAAGCACGGCACCGGAAAGUGGAAGAACAUACAGAAAGAUCCCGAAUUCAACCACCUACUGUUUGCUCGCUCCAACAUUGAUCUCAAAGAUAAAUGGCGAAACUUGAGUGUGGCAAGUGGUUUACUUCAGAAAGAUAAAUUAAAGGGACUGAAACCAAAGGCAAAUCAUGCUGAUGUUCUUGCUACUCCACUGCCGGUUGUUCAGACCUCUGCUACCCUCACUCCAUCUUCACAAGAUGCUCCAGUCGAUGUGGUUAUGUCAGAUUCUUGUAGGCCUGCAGUUGAGGGAAAUAAUGCUGCCAAGUACAAUGAGAUGAUAUACGAGGCGUUAUCUACGCCUAGAGAGCCAAAUGGAUCAGAUUGUAGCACAAUUGCUACCUAUAUUGAGCAAAGGAUGCAUGUGCCCCUAAAUUUCAGAAGGUUGUUGAGCUCUAGAUUAAGGCGACUUGUGCAACAAGACAAACUUGAAAAGGUUCAAAACUGUUACAAGAUUAAAACAGAUGCUCUGUUAUCAGACACGAAGAAUCUCGCCGGGAGACCCAAUGAUUGGAGGAGGCCCACGCUCGUUCAAAGCUUCAGCCAUCCUGGAGAAACUGUUGAGGAAGCUUCAGUUUGUGCUGCUUACAGAGUUGCAGAAGCCGAAAACAAAUCGUUUGUGGCUGCUGAAGCUGUCAAGGAGGUCGAGAGGGUUUCGAACAUAGCCGAAGAAAUGGAAUCCCUACUCCAGUUUGCCUCUUACUGUUUUGAUCAAAGUGCUCAAGGUGAAAUUGUUAUAAAGGCUUAG
Messenger RNA from Striga hermonthica, 846 nucleotides. The record is from the annotation of a GenBank genome assembly. NCBI's taxonomy places the organism in Eukaryota, Viridiplantae, Streptophyta, Magnoliopsida, Lamiales, Orobanchaceae.